GGGCUUCGCGCAGCGCCGCGAUCUGAUUGGCUGGCGUGUGCUGUCACUCACCACAAGCUCCGCGUCCCAUUGGUGAAAGACUAGCCCGUCGACUGGGACUCUCGCGGUACUGCUGCGUGAAGAUGGCGGCCGAACUGGUGGAGGCGAUGAACAUGGUCAAAAGUUUCCGGGUCUCAGACCUGCAGACGCUGCUGGCCUCCAUGGGUCGCAGCAAAAGCGGGCUGAAGCAAGACCUGGUGGGGCGCGCACUGAGGCUGGUGCAGACCGAAUACAGCCCUGAGCUGCUAAAGAACGUCCGGCAGCUCUACGAGUCGCGGUUCCCCAAAACCACCGGCUGGCUGGCGGCGCGACGCCCAGACGGCAUCCCGGUAUCCUACUCGUCCAUCAGCUCGUCCCCCUCUGCCACCUCUCAGGGCAUUGAAUACCUCAACGGCAUCUCCAAACCGAUGGCCACCCCCCCUCUAGAGGUCAAGCUGGUGUCCUUGCCCUUCUAUCAAACAUUGGAAACACUGAUGCACCCGACAGAGCUAAUUAGUCAAACUAACGGGAAACUGCAAGACAAUCAGUGCAUAUUUGAGCUGACACCGAGUCAAGCAGACCAAAUCAGAAACGCACGUGAAAUUCAUCCGGAAAUGACGUCAAUCCAAGUGGUUCUUAGAAUAUGUUACGCGGACUCUGUUGGUGUCCAAGAGGACCAGUAUCCUCCGAACAUUGCUGUCAAAGUCAACCAGACAUACUGUCAUGUCCCAGGCUACUACCCCUCAAACAAGCCUGGCGUCGAACCUCGUCGUCCUUGUCGUCCCGUGAACAUCACUCCUUGUUUGCAUCCCUCCAGCCUCACUAACCGAGUCACCAUCACCUGGGGAAAUUUUGGCAAGCGGUACUCUGUAGCAGUGUAUUUGGUAAGGAUGUUUACUGCAGCAGACCUCUUCAGCCAACUCAAACUCUGCUCUGUUGAGAGCGCAGAACGCUGCCGUGAGCGUAUUCAAGACAAACUUCGUUUUGACCCAGAGAGUGAGAUCGCUACUACAGGCCUCAGGGUUUCUCUCAUUUGUCCUCUGGUGAAGAUGCGAAUUGGAGUGCCGUGUCGAGUUUUAACCUGCGCCCACCUUCAGUGUUUCGACGCAGUCUUCUUCCUGCAGAUGAACGAGAAGAGGCCUACAUGGACUUGCCCUGUGUGUGACAAGCCUGCACCCUUCGAACUGCUCAUUAUUGAUGGGUUGUUGUCCGAGAUUCUCAAAGAGACACAUGAGGAUAUUGAAGAAAUUGAGUACCUGACCGACGGCUCCUGGCGAUCCCUCACUGACGACAAAGAGAAGGAGGAACGGGAACGCAGCAAUACGCCAGAGUACUCUGUGCUUGAUACAAGUGUUCUUGAGACAAACGGCCAUUCGCCGGCCCACAGCAGUGCCAGUCUGACGGGCAAAUCCGGAGGCGGUCAGGACUCAGGACAGCCCGGAGGCGUUGUGGUCGAUCUAACUCUUGACUCUUCCUCUGAGGAGGAAGGAGGCGGGGCCGGGGGCGACAGCGAGGACACGGAGGACAGCUCGGAAAGCCCCGCCUCCAAGAGAGGUCGAUACAACUACGACAAGGAUUUGGUCACGGCUUACUGACCACCCUGUGCACCGCUACCAUUACACCCUCAUGGACUCUUGACACACGAGCGGAAAAAGCUAUGGGGGGCUGAAAGCACGAGUAAUGCGCUAGACGGCCAAACAUCAGAACCUUCUAGCAACUCUGCUAAACUCCAAAAACGCACACGGUUAAGAAACUUCAAUCUUGUGUCGUUAUUAGGACUCCUGUUUGUACUUGACACCACUGGAAGGCACUAUUUACCAGUUUUGGCCGACCGUUGUCCCUGCAGCAAAUAUUUAAAGUCUACUUCCUCAGUGAGAGAAAUUAAAAGGAUCAGUAAACCCGUCAUCCCCCUUCUCCACCAACACCUAUUUUCUCUCGUUCUCCUCUUGACAGACCUUUUCCUCAUUGCUCUCUGACCAGGAACUACUCUCUUUAAGCCGCAGGUGUUCAGCAUGCAUCUGCUUUUCUUUGUUGGGGACGAAUUUGUGAUAAAGUGGGCGACAGAAAAAUGGCAACAGACUCGAAACAAGGUGGAAACCUCUCACAUAAAAUUGUUUUUUUUAGGAAUUUAUCCUUUUUAUUAUGACGAAGUAUAUAAUAACACAGGCCUCAAUGUGUUGAGAUUUUUAUUUUAUUUUGUAGUAGAUCAAAAAAACCUACCUCAGUCAUUAUACACUUAGCAGACUGAUCAGCGGGGUAAAAAGCUUAGAAGCCCAUUUUUACACUGGAGAUCUUCGUUGUUUUCAUUAUUGUAUUUUUUAAACCUUCUAUGCAGUUGAUCUUGAGCGAUGUGACACAGGAUAUACCAGGCUCAAUAUCGGCGCCAGUAGAGGACAAUUGUGAAGUUUGGGAGCCAUUGCUGUGUCGUCAGCGGAAGAGAACGCGCUUUGUGCUUUUUCUUGAGAUUUCCUAGAGACGUGUAUCUAAAUUGUUCACGCAUGUUUUCCUUUCACCUCGCACAUUUGUCUCUGAAUGGACAGCUACUAUUGCAGCGGUUUGGAUGUUGGGCUUCGUAAUUGGUCAGGGAAUUCUAGCAUUAUUUCACAGGACUUUGCUGCUUUUUGCCGCGCACCUCAACAUUCAAUCCAAACUGAGCUGGUCGAUAAUUCGAGCCCACCAAGUUUAAAAGAGUCACUGAUUGGAUUACAAGUUGUCAAUCCCCGUCGGCCUCCUGGCAGUGUCGUUUAAGGCCACCUCCAAGCUUCAUACUUCUGUUGUCCGUGAGGGAAGUUGUCGCUGGAACUGUUCGCACACCUUGUAUCAUUCAAGAGGACCAGGAAAGGUGAGGACCGCAUGUCCCUCUUAUGUUGCGCAAACACAUUUGCUUUUCAAAAUAGGGUUCAGUUAAAUCUGGUCUUCCGAUUUCUUUCUAUGUCCAUAGGUUAUUCUCAAUGAGGAGUACAAAUAAUAUAAUGAACCCAUCAUGUUUGUAAGUAAACACAUCUAUUAAAAAGGACACUUAUUUGUUGCUAUAGGUUGUAGAAGAUGGUCAUUCAUUGCUUUGUUUGCCUCACAUUGGAAGCUACACUAAGUUGUGUGGAACUGAGCCAGGUGAUGUUUGGGGGGGGAGGAUGAUGUGGCAUCUCAUUGUAAUGGUAAACCUGCAUUAAGGUAGCAUGGACAGAGGCUUACAAUCCAUGAUGUAAAUGUUUUUGGUUGUUUUUUAUAUGUUCAUAUUAAAAAGACAAUAAAA
Molecule: messenger RNA, 3271 nt
Organism: Entelurus aequoreus (snake pipefish)
Lineage: Eukaryota; Metazoa; Chordata; Actinopteri; Syngnathiformes; Syngnathidae
Gene: pias4a
Product: protein inhibitor of activated STAT, 4a
Exons: 11
Coding region: 123-1613 (496 amino acids)
Biological process (GO): protein sumoylation; regulation of transcription by RNA polymerase II
Molecular function (GO): SUMO ligase activity; zinc ion binding; transcription coregulator activity
Source: RefSeq, a predicted model, not a curated record